AUGAAGCUCUCCUGGCUCCUCUUAUCCCUCAUUGUGCUGAUGUCCGCACCUCAGGCGAAACCAGCAUCAGAUUCUUCGUGCAUUCACAAUGACAAGGAAUUUUUUAAACUCAUUGAAGGUGAAUCAUUUUACUUUGAAAUUGAGGACCCUAACCUGCCUGAUGAAAAUAUUACUUGGUACAAAGAUGGGCCGGAGAUACAGAAUAUUACCACAGAAGAGACACACAGGAUACAUUACCAUGGUGGAGCGCUCUUAUUCUUAAACAUCAGUGCUAUUGAUUCUGGUAAUUAUGCUGCAAGAGAAAUUACCCCCUCAGAUAAAUGUGUCUACCACCAUGUAAAAAUUGAAGUCUACAGUAAAAACAGUCGAGAGAAGGUCACCUAUGGAAGUAUUAAAAACUCUGACCAGAACAAGUUAAUUGAAUGUCCAGAUCCCGUUGAUUACAUUUGCAUGACGUUUAAUGGAAACUUCACUUGGUUAAAGGGCAACAAUCUGCUACCUGGUCAUCAUGAAAACAAAUUGUGGAUCGAAAAUGCAGGAAAAAAAGAUGAGGAUAUCUACACCUGCGUAUGUACCUGGAUACACAAUCAAAAGAUGUACAAAAACUCAGGUUCCAGGAAGCUUAUUGUUCUAGAUCGACCUGUCUAUCGUGAUGUAGAAAUCAUCUCUCCAACCAGCAAGGAACAGUUGGCUAAUAAAGGCAUUAGCAUUAAGCUGAACUGUACAGUUUAUUGCGGGAUUAAUGCACAACGGGAAUGCAAAGCCAGCUGGUACAUUAAUAAUGAACAAGUAAACCAGAUGGAUGGAUACAAUGAAGCCACCAAAUUAGAAAUCAAGUAUCCUUCGAACAACACCUUCUACACUGCAAUCCUGACCAUCAAACAGGUUUCAGCAGAAGAUUUUAAGCACAAGUUUAUGUGUAAAGGCUCUGGAUUUUAUUCCGCAAAUAAUACAACUGUAACCCUCAAGCAGAGAGAGUCAUGCAUCCCCCUCAUCAUAACAGGAAUAUGUGUGUUUUUGAUUGGUGUGUCUGCUGCUGCAGUGGUGAAAUAUUUUGCCAUUGAUCUGGCUCUGUUGUUCAGGCCCUACUUAUCACCAAGUAGAGAUACCAGGAUGUACGAUGCUUUCGUGGUUUACCAGACACAGAGCUUAGAUGAGGAGGCAGAGGAAAAACUGUCCAGUUUUGUUACAAAGAUUCUGCCCUCAGUCCUUGAAGACAAGUGUGGAUAUAGACUCUUCAUCCAGGGGAGAGACGACAUACCUGGAGAAGAUCGUUUGAAGAUGGUGGAGAGCUACAUUGAACAAAGCAGGAGGUUGAUUGUCAUCUUAACCCCAAAAUCAGGAUCUGAGGUGAUCAAAAAUCCAGCCUCAGACCAAACCUUGGUCAUUGGAGGAUUCGACUGGCAGGUUGGGCUCCACCAUGCACUGGUGCAGAGGGAGAUAAGUGUGAUUCUUAUUCAACUUGGGGAGACUGGGCCGCAAGGAUACAGGCAUCUUCCUCCAGGCCUGCAGCAUCUUAUCCGUAAGAGCGCCCCCAUCAAGUGGCCAGAGAGUUCACGGAAAGCUCUUAAAUGGAACUCGCACUUCUGGAAAAGAGUCCGAUACAUGAUGCCAGCUAGACCUGCAAAAAAAAUGGGUUUAUCUGCUGUAAUCUAAAGCUGCUGAACUUUAAAAUGCGCUUCAGAAAAAAAAAAA
Molecule: messenger RNA, 1695 nt
Organism: Cyprinodon tularosa
Lineage: Eukaryota; Metazoa; Chordata; Actinopteri; Cyprinodontiformes; Cyprinodontidae
Product: interleukin-1 receptor-like 1
Exons: 11
Coding region: 1-1656 (551 amino acids)
Biological process (GO): signal transduction
Source: RefSeq, a predicted model, not a curated record